This is a messenger RNA of Lutzomyia longipalpis, 2943 nucleotides long. It is a transcript of the gene Vha100-1, whose product is annotated as V-type proton ATPase 116 kDa subunit a 1. NCBI's taxonomy places the organism in Eukaryota, Metazoa, Arthropoda, Insecta, Diptera, Psychodidae. The record is from RefSeq and is a predicted model, not a curated record. Gene Ontology annotation, molecular function: proton-transporting ATPase activity, rotational mechanism; ATPase binding. Gene Ontology annotation, cellular component: plasma membrane; vacuolar proton-transporting V-type ATPase complex; vacuolar proton-transporting V-type ATPase, V0 domain. The coding region runs from base 168 to 2744 and encodes 858 amino acids. Gene Ontology annotation, biological process: vacuolar acidification; proton transmembrane transport. The transcript is spliced from 7 exons.
UCAGAUCGUCAAGUUUCGUUGUAUUUGUGUUGUGUGAGAUUUGUUAAGGUGCUCCUGCAAUUUUCUCAAUUUUCUUCACAAAUCCCACGAAGAAAAUAACUGCAUUUUAGGCUGCUGAUCGGGCAUCUCUUCUGUUUUGGGAUCAAUCGGCCAAGAAGACAAGCGCGAUGGGUUCGCUGUUUCGGAGCGAGGAAAUGACCUUGUGUCAAUUGUUCCUCCAGAGUGAGGCUGCGUAUGCCUGUGUCUCUGAGCUGGGAGAAUUGGGACUCGUUCAAUUUCGCGAUUUGAAUCCCGAUGUGAACGCUUUUCAGCGAAAAUUCGUCAAUGAGGUGCGUCGGUGUGAUGAAAUGGAGCGCAAGCUGCGCUAUCUUGAGAAGGAAAUUAAGAAAGAUGGUAUCCCAAUGUUGGACACCGGGGAUAGCCCUGAGGCUCCGCAACCGCGUGAAAUGAUUGACUUGGAGGCAACUUUUGAGAAGUUGGAGAAUGAGUUGCGUGAAGUGAAUCAGAAUGCUGAAGCACUGAAGAGGAAUUUUCUCGAGUUGACCGAACUGAAGCAUAUUUUGAGGAAAACUCAAGUGUUCUUCGACGAGGCAGGACCUUCAUUUGUCAUGCCUACGAUAAGAUCCCGCUAUAAACAGAUGGCGGAUGCAAAUCGCGAAGAGGAGCAAAUUCAGCUGCUCGGAGGUGGAGAAGAGAACGUCAGAGCAACUCAAGCGCAAGGACAAAAUCUCAAGCUUGGCUUUGUAGCUGGAGUUAUUUUGCGGGAGAGACUGCCAGCCUUUGAGAGGAUGCUGUGGAGAGCAUGUCGUGGAAAUGUCUUCUUGCGUCAGGCAAUGAUUGAAUCUCCACUGGAGGAUCCAUCAAAUGGCGACAAUGUGUACAAAUCGGUGUUCAUCAUUUUCUUCCAAGGCGAUCAACUGAAGACACGCGUGAAGAAGAUUUGCGAAGGUUUCCGGGCAACACUGUACCCAUGCCCAGAGGCACCGUCGGAUCGCCGGGAAAUGGCAAUGGGUGUGAUGACACGCAUUGAGGAUUUGAACACUGUACUGGGCCAGACUCAGGAUCAUCGGCACCGUGUCCUCGUGGCGGCGGCGAAGAACUUGAAGAAUUGGUUCGUGAAAGUGCGCAAAAUCAAGGCAAUCUAUCACACGCUCAAUCUCUUUAAUUUGGACGUGACACAGAAGUGUCUCAUUGCGGAAUGUUGGGUGCCGGUACUUGAUAUUGAGACCAUUCAGAUUGCAUUGCGUCGCGGUACGGAGCGGAGUGGAUCGUCGGUGCCGCCAAUUCUCAAUCGAAUGCAAACCUUUGAGAAUCCACCGACGUACAAUCGCACGAAUAAGUUUACAAAUGCUUUUCAAGCACUCAUUGAUGCAUACGGUAUUGCGAGUUAUAGAGAAAUGAAUCCAGCACCGUACACCAUUAUAACGUUCCCCUUUUUGUUUGCCGUGAUGUUUGGUGAUUUGGGACAUGGAUCAAUUAUGGCACUCUUUGGCCUUUGGAUGGUACUUAAGGAGAAACCAUUGGCGGCUAAGAAGAGUGACAAUGAGAUUUGGAAUAUUUUCUUUGGGGGUAGAUACAUAAUUUUCCUCAUGGGAUGCUUCUCAAUGUACACGGGGCUCAUUUACAAUGAUGUCUUCUCCAAAUCACUCAAUAUCUUUGGGUCACAUUGGCGAAUUAAUUACAAUACGAGCACUGUGAUGACAAAUAAGGUGCUUCAACUUGAUCCGGGGACAGAGGAUUACCUACAGUACCCAUAUCCAUUUGGUAUGGAUCCCGUGUGGCAGGUGGCACCACUCAAUAAGAUUAUCUUCCAGAAUGCGUAUAAAAUGAAGAUUUCCAUCAUUUUUGGUGUAAUCCACAUGAUCUUUGGUGUAAUGGUGGGCUUGUGCAAUCAUCGCUACUUCAAGAAUAAGAUGGCAAUCUACUGUGAAUUCAUCCCACAAAUUAUCUUCCUUGUUUUCCUCUUCUUCUACAUGGUACUCAUGAUGUUUAUCAAAUGGGUGCGAUUCUCAGCAUCAAAUGAUGGGGCAUUCUCUGAGAAUUGUGCUCCAUCCAUUCUCAUUACCUUUAUUAAUAUGGUUCUGAUGAAAUCUGUUGAUUGGGAUCCAGAAACGGAUAUUUGUUCCCCAUAUAUGUUCAGUGGGCAGGCGGCAUUGCAGAAAUUCCUGGUAAUUGUGGCAGUUUUGUGUAUUCCAUGGAUGCUGCUGGCAAAGCCAAUUCUUAUUGCGCGUUCCCGGAAGAAUGAGCAUCAUCAGCCGAUUGUUCCGGUUGAGAAUGGCGAUGCAGAGAAUGGAUUGAAUGCACAGAGUGCUGUAGCACAGCAGGCACCAGCUGGUGGGCAUGAGGAAGAGGAAGAAAUGUCUGAGAUCUACAUUCAUCAGGGUAUUCAUACCAUUGAGUACGUCCUGGGAUCUAUUUCGCACACAGCUUCAUAUUUGCGUCUGUGGGCUCUGUCCCUGGCUCAUGCUCAGCUCUCCGAGGUGUUGUGGAAUAUGGUGCUGCAGGUGGGACUCAAACAGGACGGAUGGGUGGGGGGUGUUGUGCUAUGGGUUGUCUUCGCCUUCUGGGCCAUCCUUACGGUGGGCAUUCUUGUCCUCAUGGAGGGUCUGUCGGCCUUCUUGCACACCCUCCGUCUCCACUGGGUGGAAUUCCAGAGUAAAUUCUACGCUGGACAAGGCUAUGCCUUCCAGCCGUUCUCCUUUGAGAAUAUCGUCGAUGCUCAGGGAUCUACAUCGGAGGAAUAAGAAGCUUGCCCCAUACGGCAGAAUUAGUAGCAAAAUAUGCACACAAAACAAUUUUAAUCGAAUAGCAGCACUUUAAUGCUUAUUGUGGCUCAAAAUGUUUCCAUGUUAAAGAAGAAAUUUCAAAAGAAAAAUAAUAAAUUCUUAAAGUUUCAUGUUCGUGUAAAAGAAAAUUCAAAUAAAUGUCUUGCUUCAGUUGAAA